Drosophila ficusphila is the source of this 1538-nucleotide messenger RNA. RefSeq lists its product as uncharacterized. The transcript has a single exon. The record is from RefSeq and is a predicted model, not a curated record. NCBI's taxonomy places the organism in Eukaryota, Metazoa, Arthropoda, Insecta, Diptera, Drosophilidae. Bases 520 to 1329 code for a protein of 269 amino acids.
AUGAUCAGAUCUAGGUCGGGUAUCAAAUCCUACAUCAUGUUCGUUACUUGUCAGUUGUUGGUCUAGAAAUUUGUUGUUUCCUCGAUUCGAAAGUUUUUACCUUUACCCGUCGAACACUCCUCCGGCAAAGAAACUCAAAAUUCGAUGUUUUCUUGAAAACGAGACCACGUCCUUAGUCCUUAGAGCGUACUGGAGAGGAGUCGCCGCCGUGGCAGCUGCUGCACCGAAAACCAGAGUCCGAUUCCAAUACGAAUCCGAAUCCGAGUCCAAGAGCCUUUGCCUUUGGGUGUCGAGAUCUCACCUCGACCCAGCACUUCCGUCUUGAAGCCGAGGGUUCGUCGCACUCGGGAACUAUGUGACAGCGACACUCCGAGGACAGCGCCAGGGUCGGGAUUACCACUGGGCCUCCGGAGCAGUGGGAGCCGGGAUCCCAGCCAGAGAAGACGACGCAGCAGGACUCAGGAGCCGAGAAGCGACGGAGGAGGAUCCCGGGACGGGAACAGGAGACCCGGCGGCGCUAUGGCCAUUCACGAGCAGAUCGACAACCUGAACAUCUGGUGGUUUCCGCGCGACUUCUGCCAGUCGCGCUUCGGCGAGUUCCAGCAGAGCGGCACCAACUCCUGUACCCUCAUUUCACUGAUCCUGGCCGACAAGGUGGCCAAGGCGGAGAGGUUCUACCACAGGGUCUCCGACCUGCCGAUGCGCGGAUGGGAGCUCUUCGGGAACGCCAUUAACGAUGGCAACAACGUGUACCACAACGUGAUCACGACCAACGCGCCGCAGGCGAGGAACCUCAACCUGAACAUUCCGGACGCGAUUGCGGCCAUUCGCUCGCAGUCCAAGAUGAACUUCCGGCUGGAGGAGUGGUUCUACACGCACAUGGAGGCCGACCCCAGCCAUCCGAUGUACAACCGCAACGUGGCCGUGCAGCUGUCGCGGAUCUUCCAGAUCACGCUGCACGUGCUCCAGCAGGCGAACCUGCGGGAGAACAUGCCCUCGCAGCUCUUCGCCGCGAUCAUCGCGGACAGCCGGACGGUGAUGGUGACCUUCGACUUCCGGGCCUCGAUCGUCGCCCUCUUCGACUCGCACCAGCACGGACGGGACGCGGGUGCGGUCUUCGCCCAGUGCACGCUCCAGAACAUGGACGACCUGCUCUUCUGGUUCAUCAGCAUGCUGCACAACGUCUACUCCAGCCGGCCGUCGCUCUUCGAGAUCUCCUUCCUCAGCUCGCAGCCGGGCGUGGCCAAGCGCAUUCCGCCGGCCAUCAAGAAAAUCGCCGGGGAUCUGAAGAAGCCGCUCAAGUUGAACAUUCCCCGGCCCUCGCACUGAUCGCACUGAUCAAUAGCGGCAGGGAAAACCCGUCCAGUACAGCAUCUUCCUUCGGGCGACAGGUCUUGGCGCGGAACCAACACUUAAGACUGGAUGCACCAAUUUAACGGCUCAUCUCCAAUCAAAAUCUCAAGUUUGUGUGGUUAGCACGUUCAAAAACGGAAUCCUAAAUUCUCAGUAGACCUUCAACUAAUAAAUAACGAACACCA